GAAAACACACAGUAGUACCACACUCAUCCGCAAAUGACUGGCUCAGAAAGAGGAGCUUUUGCAGCGUACCUACCGUCUUCUCAUCUUCUCCAAUCCAGCGGGCCAGCUUGCAGCCUCGCAGUCUGAGUCGCCGGCGCCAGCUGCGACAUGGCCGUCCUUGCUCUCAUGCUGCUCGCAGCUACUACCCCCGGUUUCUCGGCUCCUGUUUCUGGUACUAGGCAGCACAGAGUCGCCGGUUGUGGCCGGUUCUCCUUCUCUUCGUCUUCAUGCCACGCGGCUGGGGGACCCAUCAUUGUUGCCGGAGACCCUCCCACCUUCGUCUCUGCGCCAGGCCGCCGCAUUGUCGCCGUCGGCGACCUCCACGGUGAUCUCUACCAAACAAGAGCUGCGCUGGUGAUGGCCGGUGUCCUGAGCCCAGAAUCAGAUUGUCAUUUGUGGACAGGCGGGCAGACGGUGCUAGUUCAAGUUGGGGAUAUCCUUGACCGCGGCGAAGAUGAAAUUGCAAUACUAUCCCUAUUAAGCUCGCUGAAUAUGCAAGCAAAAUCUCAAGGCGGUGCUGUGUUUCAGGUUAACGGAAAUCAUGAAACCAUGAAUGUGGAAGGCGAUUUUCGUUAUGUGGAUCCAGGAUCAUUUGAUGAGUGUAUGCGCUACCUGGAAUACUUGGACGGCUUUGAUGGCAACUGGGAUGAUGCUUUCCUCAACUGGGUUAAUGUUUCUGAAAGAUGGAAGGAAGAAUAUCGAGUGUUGCCUAAUGGUGACUGGCUUCCUUUGAACUUUGUAAAGAAACAGAAAGGUUUUGCUGCCAGAGCAUCACUUCUUAAGCAAGGUGGCCCAUUAGCUUGCGAGUUGGCACGACACCCUGUUGUCCUUGUUGUCAAUGACUGGAUAUUUUGCCACGGUGGCCUUCUUCCUCAUCAUGUUGAAUACGGGCUCGAGCGUAUAAAUAAAGAUGUAUCGAACUGGAUGCAAGGUUCAACUGAAGGCAGUGAUGGUCCAGAUCUCCCCUUCAUAGCUACCAGAGGUUAUGACAGUGUAGUAUGGACACGUUUCUACUCUCAAGAUUCAGUCGAGAGGACGCUGCGUGCUUGGAAUCUUUCUUCUCUUGUUGCUGAACAAACGCUGAAAUCUGUUGGAGCUAAAGGGAUGGUUGUAGGGCACACUCCCCAGACUCGUGGAGUGAAUUGCAAAUGUGAUGGUAAAGUUUGGUGUGUUGAUGUGGGCAUGUCUUAUGGUGUUCUGCAUUCGAGGCCAGAGGUCCUUGAAAUAAUCAAUGACAGAGCAAGAGUUAUAAAGGACCGGAGGGGCCCAUAUGAUGAGAUGGAAGUGUUGGACUAUUUAUGAAACCUUGAGAAAAUUAUGUAGAUAAUAGCGAGAACAAAUCCUGGAAACAUACUAUAUAUGACAAUUUUUGGUGGACACAUGAGGAAGAAAAUGUUAGUUCAGUUACACAUCAACAUGUACCAACCGGCCUCUCCACCCGGUUAGUACAGCCUCCGUUGGUAAAAUUGCACAGCUCAUUUAACUUGAGAGAAAUUUCUGAUGUGGGCGGAGCUGGAGCUCAAGUCACCCGGAUGCAUCACUUCCAUAUAACAUAAAUUUUUCAAGCAACGCUAUGAAAUAGACGUGUGUUUCAUUGGUCAAUAAUAUUGUUUGACGAAAAAAUGUUUUGGUUGCAAAUGUUUUGUCAAAUGUUCCUCUUAAUAUUGGCUUGAGACGUAUUUUGACAGGGAAUAAAUGGAUAUCAUGGUUACAUUUAGUACGCCUCUGUACCGAUUAGACUCUUUUACCUAGAAACUAACUACCAAUGGGGUAUUCUCGGUUAAA
This is a messenger RNA of Brachypodium distachyon (stiff brome), 1824 nucleotides long. RefSeq names its product shewanella-like protein phosphatase 1. The coding region runs from base 148 to 1341 and encodes 397 amino acids. The transcript is spliced from 11 exons. The record is from RefSeq and is a predicted model, not a curated record. Gene Ontology annotation, molecular function: hydrolase activity. Lineage: Eukaryota; Viridiplantae; Streptophyta; Magnoliopsida; Poales; Poaceae.